AUGGUGUGGGACACGAAAGUUGGAAAGAAAGAGGAGUUGCAAGUUGAAAAGAAAGAGGAGUUGCAAGUUGGAAAGAAAGAGGAGUUGCAAGUUGGAAAGAAAGAGGAGUUGCAAGUUGAAAGGAAAGAGGAGUUGCAAGUUGAAAGGAAAGAGGAGUUGCAAGUUGAAAGGAAAGAGGAGUUGCAAGUUGAAAGGAAAGAGGAAGUUGAAAGGAAAGAGGAAGUUGAAAGGAAAGAGGAAGCUGAAAGGAAAGAGGAACUGCAAGUUGAAAGGAAAGAGGAAGUUGAAGGGAAAGAGGAAGGUGAAAGGCAAGAGGAAGUUGAAAGGAAAGAGGAAGUUGAAAGGAAAGAGGAAGCUGAAAGGAAAGAGGAAGCUGAAAGGAAAGAGGAAGCUGAAAGGAAAGAGGAAGCUGAAAGGAAAGAGGAAGCUGAAAGGAAAGAGGAAGCUGAAAGGAAAGAGGAAGCUGAAAGGAAAGAGGAAGCUGAAAGGAAAGAGGAAGUUGAAAGGAAAGAGGAAGUUGAAAGGAAAGAGGAAGCUGAAAGGAAAGAGGAAGCUGAAAGGAAAGAGGAAGCUGAAAGGAAAGAGGAAGCUGAAAGGAAAGAGGAAGCUGAAAGGAAAGAGGAAGCUGAAAGGAAAGAGGAAGGUGAAAGGAAAGAGGAAGCUGAAAGGAAAGAGGAAGCUGAAAGGAAAGAGGAAGCUGAAAGGAAAGAGGAAGCUGAAAGGAAAGAGGAAGCUGAAAGGAAAGAGGAAGUUGAAAGGAAAGAGGAACUGCAAGUUGAAAGGAAAGAGGAAGCUGAAAGGAAAGAGGAAGGUGAAAGGCAAGAGGAAGUUGAAAGGAAAGAGGAAGUUGAAAGGAAAGAGGAAGCUGAAAGGAAAGAGGAAGCUGAAAGGAAAGAGGAAGCUGAAAGGAAAGAGGAAGGUGAAAGGAAAGAGGAAGUUGAAAGGAAAGAGGAAGUUGAAAGGAAAGAGGAAGCUGAAAGGAAAGAGGAAGCUGAAAGGAAAGAGGAAGCUGAAAGGAAAGAGGAAGCUGAAAGGAAAGAGGAAGCUGAAAGGAAAGAGGAAGCUGAAAGGAAAGAGGAAGUUGAAAGGAAAGAGGAACUGCAAGUUGAAAGGAAAGAGGAAGCUGAGAGCGCACCAGUGUGGACAGGGACAGGAGUGUGA
Messenger RNA from Bacillus rossius redtenbacheri, 1161 nucleotides. RefSeq lists its product as uncharacterized. The record is from RefSeq and is a predicted model, not a curated record. Bases 1 to 1161 code for a protein of 386 amino acids. Lineage: Eukaryota; Metazoa; Arthropoda; Insecta; Phasmatodea; Bacillidae. The transcript is spliced from 2 exons.